AUGAUAUAUCUUCCGGAAAUUAAGUAUCGUCGCAUUUUAAAUAAAGCAUUCGGACCCGGAGGAUGGGGACUUGCGCCACGUGGGGAUGCUGUUGUUAAUCCAAAAAAUAUUUCCAGAGAAUACUGUCUUGUUGUUGGUGGAAGGCUUAUUUCAGUCGCUCGUGGAGAGCAAGAAUAUUUUGAUCCCACCGGCCUACCAACUGCAUCUGAAGGUGCAAAGAGUAAUGCGUUGAUGAGAUGCUGCAAGGACCUGGGAAUCGCUUCCGAAUUAUGGGAUCCUAAUUUCAUUAGAGACUUCAAACGUGAGCACUGUGAAGAGGUCUUUGUCGAACACGUGCUUUCAAAAAAGAAGAAAAAAAUUUGGAGAAAGAAAGGAGUCGAAGUCGAAUAUCCAUUUAAGAUUUCUGCGAACAGUUACAAUGGUUAUUAG
Molecule: messenger RNA, 429 nt
Organism: Acaulospora colombiana
Lineage: Eukaryota; Fungi; Glomeromycota; Glomeromycetes; Diversisporales; Acaulosporaceae
Source: the annotation of a GenBank genome assembly